Molecule: messenger RNA, 1264 nt
Organism: Scaptodrosophila lebanonensis
Lineage: Eukaryota; Metazoa; Arthropoda; Insecta; Diptera; Drosophilidae
Product: WD repeat-containing protein 5-like
Exons: 2
Coding region: 64-1161 (365 amino acids)
Molecular function (GO): protein binding
Source: RefSeq, a predicted model, not a curated record
AGCUUUGUUGAAAAGAAGGACCCAAUAACUAUUAAAAAGGGGCAGAACAAACUAAAGGAGUUCAUGGAAUCUGCAGAGUUCGACCCAUCGGUAGCUAUACCUAUACCAGAUACCAUUUGCUUACCCACUGAAGAAAAACCUGACCACAUACCCAACACCAUGCAGCCAUCGACUGCUGAACAGUUCAAAGCACCUUUGCCACCAGGCGAAGUCUGUGCGGAGAAAAAAAACAAGGAUAAGACAAUUUCCCCAGGCUACCAUCUUAAGUUGACGCUCUUAGGACACGGUAUGGGCGUAACUGCAGUGAAGUUUAGUUCCGACGGCUAUUGGUUGGCUAGUGCCUCGGCUGAUAAGUAUAUCAAGGUGUGGGAUACCAGUUCUGGAAGACUUGAAAAAUCUCUGUCUGGUCAUAAUCUGGGUAUCAACGACGUAACUUGGUCACCUGAUGCCAAAUAUAUGGUCAGUUGUAGUGAUGAUAGGACUCUCAAGCUGUGGGAUAGGGUAUCUGGGCAUUGCUUUCAGACAUUAAUGGGCCACAGUAGCUAUGUGUUCUCCUGUCGCUUCAAUCCGCAAGCCAAUUUAAUUGCAUCUACAAGCUUUGACGAGACUGUGCGCCUGUGGGAUUUACGAACCGGUAAAACAUUGAAAACCAUUUGGGCUCAUUCAGAUCCAAUUACUGCAGUGGACUUCAAUCGAGAUGGAUCGCUCUUUGUCACCAGCAGCUACGAUGGCCUCCUACGCAUAUGGAAUACGUCUAGUGGUAAUUGCUUAAAGACUCUAAUUGAAUAUGAAAACAUGCCAGUCGGCUCUGUAAAGUUUUCCCCAAACGGUCAAUAUAUUCUCGCUUCAUAUAUGAACAACACCCUCAAGCUGUGGAACUUCCAAAAGGCAAAAUGCUUGCGCAACUACCAGGGCCACAAGAAUGAACAGUACUGCAUAUCAUCCAGCUUUUCAGUCACAGCUGGAAUGUGGAUUGUGUCCGGCAGUGAGGACAACACGAUUUGCAUAUGGAGUCUGCAAACCAAGCAGCUGGUACAGAAAAUAGAGGCACAUGAUGAUGUCGUCAUGUGCACGGACUGCCAUCCUACAGAGAAUUUGAUAGCUUCAGGGGCAAAGGAAAAAGAUCACACAAUUAAGAUAUGGCAGAGCAGUGAAGUGUAACUUCAUUUGAAAAUUGAUCAAUUCAUAUACAUAUAUGAAACCUAAAACAAUAAUUUCGAACAAAUGUUUUACCACACGAAUAAUCAAAAGCCUAAAAAAUGAA